Messenger RNA from Solanum tuberosum (potato), 619 nucleotides. RefSeq lists its product as uncharacterized. The transcript has 3 exons. NCBI's taxonomy places the organism in Eukaryota, Viridiplantae, Streptophyta, Magnoliopsida, Solanales, Solanaceae. Gene Ontology annotation, molecular function: metal ion binding. The record is from RefSeq and is a predicted model, not a curated record. The coding region runs from base 113 to 619 and encodes 168 amino acids.
UAAAGUCAUAAAGAGUAGCAUUUCUUAUAUACUCUCUUUCACUUCAUUUUGGCUAUCUUUUAAAUAGUGGAGUACCAUAUAUCUUUGUCCCUACAAGAAAAUACUAAGGAAAAUGAGAGGAUUUAUGUGCCAACCUCAAGUGUCAACUGCAGUGUGUUUGAGUUGUGAUUCAAGGUCAGUUGUCGUGCCUGCGGCGCGACGUAGAAUGUCGAUGGAAGAUCAUACAAAAUUAAUCAACAAGUGUAAGAGAUUAGGUGAUGUACCUCGUACACUUGGUUCAAUGCCUAUAAGUAAGAGAUCAAGAAAUGUUGCUGCUGCUGCUGGUUCCUCUGUUUUGACAAUUUCUAAGAGAGAUCAAGAAAAUGGUUGCAAAAUUGUUCCUUCAAUACCCUUUACAGAUAACUCCUUCCAGGUUGUUGUGAUGAGAGUGUCACUUCAUUGUCAAGGCUGUGCUGGUAAAGUGAAGAAACAUCUCUCCAAGAUGGAAGGAGUGACAUCUUUCAGCAUAGACUUGGAUAGCCAAAGAGUAACAGUGAUGGGACACGUGUCACCAGUUGGUGUGUUGGAAAGCAUAUCAAAAGUGAAAAGAGCUGAAUUUUGGCCUCUAAAUAGUUGUUGA